ACUUGGAAAGAACUAAACCCCGGAUCAAUGUAGAUGUCGAACACAAGUUAGGCGGUAUUAUCAUUACACCCUCACCUUGUUCAGGAACAAACCUAAGCAAGUUUCAUCAACUUUCAUAUUUGUAUUACAUCACUCAAACUUUAAACUUGAGCAUGGGGACUGAAUUGCAUGACUCAUUCACAAUAGGCCUUAAAAGAACGAGAGAUAUUGCUUUCUACCAAGAAGAAGAUGAAGCUUGUGGAAAUCAAAGGAAGUGGUUUGUUCAAGAUAAGCAAAUUAUUGAAAACAGUUGCAUAGAACGCAAGAAAGUUUAUGAUCGAACACUGGAUCGUCUCUUCAGUGGCAGCAGAAACUUCUGGAUGAGCAACUCUCAAAUUCAAUCAGCAUCUAUUUCAGAAUCUUUAAGCAGCACAGAAUUAUCAGCAGAAAAUGAAAUUGACUUCCAAGACAGUUCUCAGAGAAGCAUCACCAGUUACUUUACUGGUAUUCCCAAGAUAGUGCAGUCCAAGCAUGACUUGUCUUGUUCAAGGGAAUUGACUGAUGAAUGUCCCCACGUCACCUCCAAGUGCAAUGAAGCAGGAACUGCAGAGUCUGAAGCUUUCCAUGCUGUGAAUGAUAAGCCUGUUGUGGCAGCCAGCUUUCUGCAACAUCAGCUGACCAUUGACAGCAGGGGUGGCUUAUCUCGAGCCUUUGCACUGUCUACUUCUCCAAAAUCUAUUAUGGACCGGUGCAGCUGCAGCUGUGGCAAGGCGCUGCAGUCCUGCUCCGACUGUAGCAAGAAUUUUUGCCACGACUGCCUCAGGAUCUGUUACAAAUGUAAAAAGUUCUUCUGUCGUGAAUGCAGAAUGAACAGUUUUCUUCAUGAAGACAACAUGACCGCGUGCUACCGCUGCCUCGGGUGACCUCGUCGUGUGCCCAGCCCCGCAGCUUCUGUCUACCAGGAUAUGCUUGCUGCAACCACCUUGCAGUGUUAGUUUCUAUCAUCCUGUUAUCUCCAAUGGUGAUGACUAUGAUGUAACUAUGUAUAUGAGAAUUAUGUUUUUAUUAACAGAUGUAGUACCUAUUAUACCGACACUCGUGUGAGUUUAGCUUUUAUAAGCAAAUGCUCUCUGUGCGGUGGAUGUUUUAAACUCGGCAGUGCUUCAAUAAAUACAAAAUUACUCUCAAAAGUUGCAUCCAAUUCAAAUGUUUCGAGUAUUUCAAAUACGAGGUAAGUUUGCAAUAGACUGGCCGAGCUAGGACGUCAGGUAACAACAGGAAUAUUUUAUGCUAAAACGAUCGCUUCGGUCAUGCGCACCGUCGUUCAAGUGAAGUAAAUAUGGAAGUUGAUUGCUUCGUGCAAUCAUUUUACUUAAAUUUCAGGCACUCAUCACUAUGUCGAGUUUGAGUGCAGACAUUUGAUGCGUUUGUAGAGGCAUCACGCAAUAAGACGUUGUGUGCUGUGGCAUCACGCGUCAUGCUUCCAUGUGGCACCACGCGAUGUGGCAUGUGUCACUGCGCGAUAUGCUGCCAUGUGGCGUGUCAUACCUCGUGCUCUGCUAUGUGGCGUGUGGAACUAGUUGCGUUUUUUUCUCGUUUAUCUUGUGCGGAUGUUCGAAUAUAUUUUACAGGUAAA
Hyalella azteca is the source of this 1615-nucleotide messenger RNA. RefSeq lists its product as uncharacterized. The transcript is spliced from 4 exons. The record is from RefSeq and is a predicted model, not a curated record. The coding region runs from base 153 to 902 and encodes 249 amino acids. Lineage: Eukaryota; Metazoa; Arthropoda; Malacostraca; Amphipoda; Hyalellidae.